UCUCUCUCUCUCUCUCUCUCCUUCUCUUCUUCUGUGGGAAAUGAAAAAGUAAAAACCCUAUUAUAGGUGGGCGUUGCUUCCGUUUCUGUGUCUCGAGUCGAGCUUGGAAUUGAGCUUUCAUGGCGACGGCGGCAGGAGGGUACGAAGGAGGAGCAGGUGGGAAAUUCCGGAAGAAGCCGUUUCGGAGAGUCGCGUCGACGCCUUACGAUAGGCCGGCGAGCGCUGUCCGGAACCCCAUAGACGCGGGGAGAAGAGGGUGGCUGUCGAAGCUUGUCGAUCCAGCUUCGAGGAUUAUCACGAAAAGUGCGCAGUUAUUCUUCUCGUCCGUGUUCCGCAAGGGUCUUCCUGCUCCGCUGCCCGUUUCUGAGGCAAACCAGGAAUUGAGGCAUGAGACUCCUGAAAUUCAUCCUCCUCCUGGUGCACAAGAAGUUAGCAAUGAAGGUGACAUCCCAAGUAAUGGUUCUGACAAUAAUGGGAUUAAUGAACUUGAGAAAAUUCUGAAGCAGAAGACAUUUACCAGAGAUGAGAUAAAUCGCCUGAUGGAAUUACUGAACUCAAGAACUGUUGAUGUAACUGUAAGGGAUGAGGAGAAGAGGCCUGUGUCAAAAAUCACAGAGCCGGUUCCAGUGCAUGACAAUCUGGAACCUGUUCCAGGGCAAGCAAACAAAGCAGAGAGCCAGAGAUUACUCAGAGGCAUUUCAACUCCAAUCAUCAACUCAAGUGUAGGGAAACAGAUCCUCGAAGAGGAUGUUGCUUCACCAGCAGAACUAGCAAAAGCCUACAUGGGCAAUACGGCUUCAAAGGUGUCAACUUUGGGCUUGUAUAGUCAGGCACUUCAGGAGGAUGCUGCUUUAAUAAGUAAUAUGCCAUUUCCUCAAAGAUCACCGGGAAUGUCGAUUAGACCUAGGUUAGAUGUCCGCCUUGCUGGCAGUUCUGGAGUCUCUCAAAAUGGCUAUCUGACUCCAAGACCUCGAGGCAGAUCUGCAAUAUACAGUAUGGCUUGUAGUCCAUAUUCAAGAGUUCAUUCUUCUGCAUCACUCAAGGGUGUGGAGUCCACAGUUGAUGGGUAUAUUGAUCCCUCAACUUCAUCUCAACGGAUAUGGGAUAAUGGCACCCUUUAUAGUGGUAAACAGGUAUCUAAGCGAAGAAGUUCAGUUUUAGACAAUGAUAUUGGAUCUGUUGGCCCUAUUCGUCGGAUACGCCAGAAAACUAAUCUGAUGACACCUUCAAAAAGCAUGGGCUUAUCAGUUCCUGAAAAUGCACUUCCAUUGGAAAAGCCUAAACAUGGCAUCCUAAGCAUGGAGCAUGCAGAAAAUGGGGAUAGUAUUUCCGGCACAAGUUUGGCCCUUGUCCCAUCCCAGUCCAGUGAGAUGGCCCAAAAAAUUUUUGAGAAGAUUGAUAAGUUAGUACCUUCUCGUAAAGAGAGAUCAUCUGAGCUCAAGCUAGCUAUUUCCAAGGAUAAAGCCCCCACUAAAUUGACACUUGAUAUGUUACAUGGACAAGCUCUGAGAAGCAUGGAUGAUGUAGGUUCAUCAAAGUUGCUACCUAGCAUAGAAGGAACUGUUACUUCAGAUUGUUGGGUUGGUUCCCAACAAACAUUUUGUCAAGAUUCUACUUCUCAAAAGCUUAACAAGGUUGAAGAAAAUGGACCAAGGGAGACUGCGGACAAAUUGGCUCCUAAAGCUAAUGGUGCAGUAACAUCAGCAUUUAUUAAAGAUGUACCUAGUUUUAAAGCUAUGGAUUCAAUAAAGCCCAACUUUGUUGUAAAUCCUCCACAAAUGAGGCAAGCUUUCAAAAUGAGUGCUCAUGAGGAUUUCGUGGAGUUGGAUGAUGAUAGCGAUGAUAUGAGGGAUUCAUCUAUAUUAUUGGCUUCUGAAAAAGAAAAGUCAGACACACCCAUUAAGGAGAUGAAAGCAACAUCUGUUGAAACAGAAACUGUAGAGAAGUCUGUAGUUCCUUCUUCUGAAGCCAAGCUCCUUGAGGAUUCUGACACCAGAGGUACUGAUACAGCGGCUUCUGAUGGGCCCACACUUCCUGACAAGACUAACUUUACUGCAUCUGUCACAUCACCACCCAUCACAAUUGCUCAGGCAGCAACAGUCACUCCUCCGUUGCCACCAUUGUUUAAUAACACAGCUCCACCAAAGGAACCACCCUCUGCUCCUAUCUUCAGCUUUGGCUCUAAAGAUGUUGAUAAACCAUUUUCUUUUACACCUUCUUCAGUUCCCUCUAGCUCUAGUGAAUUAUCAGGCCUCAAAUUUGGAGCCCAGCAAGGUUUGAGGCUGGAGACCUUUAGCAGUCCUGCUACUUUGUCUUCUACAACAACAGAAGUUGUUCCAAAAACCGGAGAUUCAGAUAAAGCUGGUAAUGGUCAGAAGGUUGCUGAUUCAUAUAGAAAAUCUGAACCUUCUAUUUCUUCUGGACCUGCAACAGAAAAUGUUCCAAAAACUGGAGACUCAGAUAAAGCUGGUAAUAGCCAGAAGGGUGUAGAUAUUUCUUCUGGUGCAUCAACAUCAGCUUUGCCAAUUUUCUCUUUUGGUACCUCUAAUAACAAUUCAGGGCUAAGCAAUGGGUCAGUUGCUUCAACCUCUUUCAUAUUCUCAUCUUCUUCUGCUCCUUCACUGCCUGUUCCUAGUAGUUCUAUGAGCUUGAUGUUCACCACUAGCUCAACAUCUGUUACUUCGACCACCAACAGUACAACUUUGUUUGCUGCCACCAGUCCAUCUAUCUCUGCAGCAACCCCUUCUUUUGCUGUUGCACCUGUAUUUCAGUUUGGAUCCAGCACAUCAGCAGCAGUUGCUCCAUCAAAUUCAGUUUUACCACCAUCAACUUCUGGCACUGAGUGCACAAGUUUGGAGCCGAAGAUCAAGCAGGCAUCACCUUUUGGAAGUCUAACAGGUUCUUCUUUUGGAACAUCAUCAUCAUUUACAGGCAGCAGCAGUGGCAACAUCUUUGCUUUUGGUGCUUCAGCUACAUCUAGUACUACAAAUGCUGCUUCAUCUUCCAGUACCCAAUCUCAGAGCUGUAACAUUUUUAAUGCUGCUACUGGUACUGGAUCUCAGUUUGGUGUUCAGGUAGCAUCUGGUGAAACUGGGGCUUCACCUUUUACACAGAGUGUUCCAAGUCAUUUUGGUUCAUCUUCCUCAUCUCCGACAUUUGGUUUGAGUGGGUCUUCUGCUUUCAGCUCUGGCAGUCCUGUUUUUGGCUCAACUCCUGCUAAAUUGUUUGAUUCAAGUACUGCCUUUGGACAAAGUGCUUCAACUACUGUAAGCUCUAGUAGUGGUGCUUCUGGUAUAUUUGGUUCCACUUUACAGGGAUCAACUUCAUCCAUAUUUGGUUCUUCCUUCAGUUCUACGUCUUCCUCAGUGGCGGGAUUUUCAUUUGGAGUGUCUUCAGGUGCUGCUUCUGCUACUGGCAGUGUUCCAAUGGUGUUUGGCUCAUCCAUCGGUCCCUCAUCAAGUUCUAUUUUCUCAUUCACAUCAGCUUCUACAACCACUUCAGCUUCUCCUACCCCAUCAUUUCCAUUGUUUGGGGCUCCAAGUCCACCACCAGUCACAUUUGGUACAGCCUCCCCAGGUAAUAACGAUCAAAUGAACAUGGAGGAUAGCAUGGCUGAGGACACUAUACAAGCGUCUCCACCUGCAGUUCAAGCAUCAGCAUUUUCACAACCUUCUACACCACCAUCUAAUUUCACGUUUGGUUCUCCAGCUCCAUCAGCAACACCUCCCUUCUUCCAGUUUGGUACUCAACAAAAUUCCGUAGCUCCACAGACUUCUCCAUUUCAAGCAGCUGGUGGCAGUCUUGAUUUUGCAGCUGGAGGAAGUUUUUCAUUAGGCACUGGGGGUGGUGACAAGUCUAACCGGAGAUAUAUAAAAGCCAGAAGGGACAAGCCACGGAAAAAGUAGUGUUUGUGUUUCCAUCUACUUAGCUGGAGAUAACUAAUGGGGGGAUGUGACAAGGCAAUUUUAUUUAUUGAGAGGAAGGUGGCAUUUGUGCUGGUUCUUUAAUCGACCCUUAGAUUUCCUGGUAUUCUUGAUGGUAAAUUGGCCUCUUUUGAACCUGGAAAUCUGGUAGCCUGUUUACAUCCUCAUCCUUUUCCCCCUUCUUUUCUUCUGCAGUCUAUUCCGCUAGCUGUGCAGGUUUAAAUGUUCCAAUUUUGGUUUUAUCCUUGUGGCAAGAUCGAAGAAUUUUGUGCAUCUGUAUCUGAGGUUGUCAUUCUGUGUACGUUGGUCUGUGUAACAUAUAAGAAGUGUGUAUCGAUUAUGACACUUUUCUAUGCCAGCUUUUUUGUAUCCUGUCUCGUCUGCCUUUUAUCACCAGUGAUGAAAGUCUACCAUUCAGGAUGGAAUAGCAAAGCAUUUUGCCAAUGGCUUACCUGUAGUUUUAUCCCGUUUAAGUGGUUAGUAAUUGUUUAA
Nelumbo nucifera (sacred lotus) is the source of this 4415-nucleotide messenger RNA. RefSeq lists its product as uncharacterized. NCBI's taxonomy places the organism in Eukaryota, Viridiplantae, Streptophyta, Magnoliopsida, Proteales, Nelumbonaceae. The record is from RefSeq and is a predicted model, not a curated record. Gene Ontology annotation, cellular component: nuclear envelope. Gene Ontology annotation, biological process: nuclear membrane organization.